GACCUUUAAAAGACUACAACUCCCAGUCACCCCAAAAGUGACGUUUUACCCAGCAUGCAGCUCGGGCUGUGAGAAGAUGAGGCAAGAUGGCGACUAAAAUAAGCAAAGAAAGUGCUCCUCCUUUUGAUUGUCCAACAUGGGCAGGCAAGCCGCCCCAGGGGCUCCAUCUAGACGUGAUGAAGGGAGACAAACUGAUGGAGAAACUGAUCAUAGAUGAAAAGAAAUACUACUUGUUUGGGAGGAACCCCGACUGGUGUGACUUCACCAUCGACCAUCAGUCAUGCUCGCGUGUCCACGCUGCCUUGGUCUACCACAAGCACCUGAAAAGGGUCUUUCUCAUAGACCUCAACAGCACACACGGUACUUUCCUCGGACACAUCCGCCUGGAGGCACACAAGCCUCAGCAAGUUCCCAUAGACUCUACAAUAUCUUUUGGGGCUUCAACAAGAACCUACACCAUCAGAGAGAAACCCCAAACCCAAGGCAGCUCUGGCACAGGAGACAGUAAGACAGGAGAGGACGAGGAGCUGAAAGGACUGCUUGGGCUUCCAGAGGAAGAGACAGAGCUGGAGAACCUGACAGAGUUCAACACGGCUCACAACAAGCGCAUCUCCUUACUAACCAUUGAGGAAGGUAAUCUGGAAAUCCAGAGACCUAAAAGGAAACGGAGGAACUCCAGAGUUACCUUCAAUGAGGACGACUCGAUCAUUAACCCAGAGGAUAUAGACCCUUCGGUGGGACGGUUUAGAAACAUGGUGCAGACUGCUGUCAUCCCUAUCAAGAAACGCAGAUCAGAAGGCCACAACACUCUGGGUCUUGAUGACCUGACUUCAAAGCGCAUCCACGGCUACAGCUUGGGCGGCGGUCUCUACGGGGACUUGCCUCCCACCAGUCACGAGAACCAGCCAACGGGAGCUCCAGGAGGUGCCGCUAUGCAGGGAGGGCUUCCUCUGCCCUUCCCCAAUCCAGCACCAGAGGUGGACCUGGCCCCAGAGGCUCCCCAGCCCCCCGUCACACUCAACCCCACCCCCGUCACAGCCCCUUACCUACCAGAGACCCACAACGAGCCGCGCAAAAAGAAGUACGCCAAAGAAGCUUGGCCGGGCAAGAAACCCACCCCGUCACUACUCAUCUAACCAGUUUGUUAAAGCUGCUGACUCUCAGGUUACCAGCAGAUACAUCAGGGACGGUGACCUGGCAGAGGUGGAAUCGUUCACUUCUCGAUCUUUUUUUAUCUGUUGCGUUACUCAUCCUCAUCCCAAAAAGGCACCACACAGUUUCCUCGCGGUCUGUCACGAGAUAUCAUCUACAUCACCAAGUCAGCAGUUGAUAAACUGGGCCAGAAUACGGCAGAAGCUUGUCGAUUGCAUACACAAUUAACGUAAAUUUACAAGACUUGGCGGUUAGCAUUUGAGCCUCAGAGUGGCAGUUACAUGUUUGUCUUUGAGUAACGGGUCAUGUUUUGGAUGUAAAGUUGGAUUUUUGUUUUCUACUAAACACGUUUCAAUAUUUUUUUUCACUCCUUCUGUGUUUUGAUAAUGCUGUUAAACAAACGGCAAAAAAAGUACUUUUAUAUAAAAUAUUUUACUGUGAGGGGAAGCCAGAGAAUCCAGACAUGAAGUCAGAAACACAGGGCUGCUUUUUAUUUUGAAAACCUAUUGAUAUAAUGUGAAAUAUUUCCAUUACAUGUAUUAGACCAAUAUCAACUGAAGUGUCUUGUAUUUGUCCAACAAGCCACUAGAUGGUGCACAAUGGUCAGAGUUUUCAGUGAGGUUUGGCUGCAGGUACCAUUGUUUAUGGCCUGUUGCACUAACCUUGUCUUUAUGUGGCAUCCCAUGAAAGCGGUGCUGCAAGCCUCUUGCUGUUCAUUUGGGUUCUUCUGCCUAUAAAAGCCAUUUGCCCAGUCCAAACAGUACCUUGAUCACAUUUGUCCUUUGGCUUUUUCCAGUAAUAGAUUGAGUUUUAAAAGGGUUGUUACUCAUUUUUGCCUAGCAUCAGUAAACUGAAAAUACAAGGAUUUUACAGUUUUCUACGUUGACAAAUAAUUGAACUGUUAAGUAGUAACAGAAUAUUGCAGCACAGUAACAAAUACCAAAUUUGCUGCAAAUAAAAAGGUAGUAAAAAAACAGAAAGGUUUGGAUUUAGUAUCUUUUAAUGGUCAUGUAGCGUGUUAAUAUCUUUCAAAUGCAACACAGUGCAGUUUAUAUAGUAUACCGUUCGUAUUUAGUUUGCCCUGAACUGACUUGAGACAUAGGAACCGUCUUUGCACAGUAGGAGAAAAUCAUAGUUAGCCGUUUCAACCUGGUGGAACACUAAGUAAUCGGUUUAUACAGAGUGAACUUCAAUGUGUAAAGGUCACAUGAAAUGGUAUUCUAACUUUUAUUCAAAGGUAGACCGUAGAGAGGUGACCAGACAUGAAGGGAGUAACAACAGUUCUCUAACAUAAUCACACCCAGGUCAUUGUGGUCACAGUAUAUGGUAUGCAUCUAAACCACAAGGCCACCACGACGCUUUUUUGUAUUCCCUUCUGAAAGAGUGUUAUGGGGAGCAGUAAACUCUAAGCUAUCAAUCUUACUGUAAAGAAAGGGGCUAGUAGUUAUGGUAAGAGAAGGCAGGUUGAGUUAAUAGAACAUGCAGAAAGAUGGUUAAAGGUUUGACUUUUAAAGUUCUCCUUUGCUACAGCAUGACGUCACCACUAAAGAGACGCCGUUUUCUAGGAAGUUCAAGUGGUCAUUUCAUGGGAAGUUAUAAUCAGUGAAAGGUUGGAGAAAACAACAAAAGACGAGGUGUUUCACUUUUACAGAACCAUGCUGGUGACUUUUUGUCCUUGUGGAUUUUGUAAUCAUAUAACUGUAAAUAAAAAAUGAAUUACUUUUGACUCUC
Messenger RNA from Sebastes umbrosus (honeycomb rockfish), 2883 nucleotides. RefSeq names its product protein phosphatase 1, regulatory subunit 8b (gene ppp1r8b). The record is from RefSeq and is a predicted model, not a curated record. The transcript is spliced from 7 exons. Bases 87 to 1136 code for a protein of 349 amino acids. Gene Ontology annotation, cellular component: nuclear speck. NCBI's taxonomy places the organism in Eukaryota, Metazoa, Chordata, Actinopteri, Perciformes, Sebastidae. Gene Ontology annotation, molecular function: mRNA binding; protein serine/threonine phosphatase inhibitor activity; protein binding.